AUGGAGAUUAAGACACUACGACGACGACACGGGAACAUAGCGAAUAUAACAGUGGAAAAGAAGGAAGAAGAGGACGAGCAACCGCUUAGCCCGGCGGCGCGUCUGUUUCACGCGCCGGAGUUCAACUGCUACAUCAUAUCGGUGAUUGGUUUGAAGAACAAGAUCAAGCCAGAUGAAAUUAUCCAAGGCAUAAAGCAGACUUUGAUUAAACAUCCUCGUUUCUCCAGUAAAUUGGUGAACAGUGGGAGCAACAAUAGACAAGAACAAAAAUGGGUUCGGACAAACGUGGUGGCCGAGGAUCACGUCAUCAUACCCAAAUUCGAAACGCAAGAUAUAGAAAACGCAAACGCAGACGCUUUUCUUGAGAGCUACGUCUCCGACCUCACUACGACCCCAUUAAACACUUCGAAGCCAUUAUGGGAAGUUCACUUACUCGACUUGAAAACCUCAGACGCUGAAAACGUUGCCAUUUUAAAGAUCCAUCACUCUGUUGGCGAUGGUAUGUCUCUAAUGUCUCUAGUCCUCGCGUGUACGCGUAAAACAUCAAACCCCGAUGAGUUCCCGAGCCUCCCGUAUCAGAACCAGUCUUCUUCUGGGUCAUCGCGUUUAAUGCCCGGUUCAGUGGGUGAUUCCCGGUUAUUGUGGUUGCUUAUGGCUCUAUGGUCGGCGAUUAUGGUGGUUUUGAAUACGGUUUGUGAUGCUUUGGAGUUUAUUGCUACGACAUUGUUUCUCAAGGACACGUCAACACCGAUCAAAGGCGAUUUUCGGUUAAGAAAGUGUAAACGGAUGUGUUUGGUUCAUCGUACCGUAAGUUUUGACGACAUAAAGCUAAUCAAGAACGCCAUGAAAAUGACUGUCAACGACGUUAUACUUGGAGUAUCUCAGGCUGGUCUCUCGCAAUAUUUAAAGAGAAGAUACGUAGACCAAGAAGAAUCCAUUCCUAAAGAAAUAAGGCUAAGGGCAGCUGUUCUUGUAAACAUAAGACCUACUACUGGAAUCCAGGAUCUAGCUGAUAUGAUGACUAAAGGAUCCAAGUGUAGAUGGGGAAAUUGGAUUGGUUACAUAGUUUUUCCAGUCUCUAUUGCAUUACACAAUGACCCGUUGGACCAUAUCCGAAGAGCCAAGUCCAUCAUCGACCGGAAGAAGAACUCGUUAGAGGCUGCGUUGACGUUCAUUGUCGGUAAAAUGAUUAUCAAAUCACUUGGGGUUCAGAGAGCAGCUAAUAUAUUACAUAGAGCAUUGUCGAACACAACGAUGACGUUUUCAAACUUGGUUGGUCCUAUGGAAGAAAUUAGCUUCUAUGGACAUCCCGUCACUUACAUGGCCCCAAGUGUUUAUGGUCAUCCCCAUGCGUUGACGAUGCAUUUUCAAAGUUAUAUGAACAAGAUGACUAUUUCUUUAUCUGUUGAUCCAACGGUCAUUAGCGAUCCUCAUCGGCUUUGUGAUGAUUGGGAGGAAUCUCUAAGAAGCAUCAAAGCUGCUGUCCAAAAAAGAGGCUCUACUCAGUAA
Messenger RNA from Eutrema salsugineum, 1509 nucleotides. Its product is annotated as O-acyltransferase WSD1. The record is from RefSeq and is a predicted model, not a curated record. Gene Ontology annotation, biological process: triglyceride biosynthetic process. The transcript has 7 exons. Lineage: Eukaryota; Viridiplantae; Streptophyta; Magnoliopsida; Brassicales; Brassicaceae. The coding region runs from base 1 to 1509 and encodes 502 amino acids. Gene Ontology annotation, molecular function: diacylglycerol O-acyltransferase activity; long-chain-alcohol O-fatty-acyltransferase activity. Gene Ontology annotation, cellular component: plasma membrane.